AUGGAAGCAUUUAUCUCCAGGAAAAAGCCAAGGCUCUCGGAGUCAAAGCAGAGAAGCGCGAGUCAUGCUCCCGAGACUUUCAACACGGACAGUGAAGAAACGACCGAUGUCAAGUUAGCCAUUCUGAUAUCGCUCCACCCAGAGGUGACACAAGAUGAUCUACUUGAUAUACUAGUCUCCUGUGACGGAUCUGUUGAAGACGCCUCAUCCUUGUUGCUAUCAAAAAGCUCCACAGGAAGCGUGACACCAAGAAAACGAGUGGCUCCUGGCUCAUCUCUUGGGGUUCAAACGUCUUUGUCCUCCCAUGUUCUAACGAAAUCCAAAGAUGGAUCCCUUACGCUUAUGAACGAGGUCAAACCUUUAGCUACUCAAAAAGGAAAGACUCUACAUUUAUAUGCUCCCGAGGAUGUCGCAGCCAAUACACCUUGCACGAUCAUCCACAAUUUUCUUCCCAAAGACGAAGCCAAUGCGCUUCUGACAGAGCUCCUAGAAGAGUCAGAGCACUUUUCCAGAGACGAAUUUCAACUGUUUAGCCGCACAGUGCAAAGCCCCCACACAGCAUGCAUCUAUGUCUCCACGCCGGAAGAGUACAAACAGCAAACUUCAGAGUAUACGUACGGCGGCACGUAUCGGUCAAACGUGCGGCAAGCAACGCCAAAGUUACGUUCAGUCUCGCGGAAAGUACAGCGCAUCGUGAACGAAGAAAUUCAGAAUCGUAUUCGAGAUGUAUACCCGGACGGAAAGAAAUUGAAAUACCAGUGUCCGAAGCAGUGGAGACCAAACGCAGCAUUUGUGAACUGCUACGACGGACCUACUGAGAGUGUGGGGUAUCACUCUGAUGAGUUGACAUAUCUCGGACCACGCCCGGUAAUAGGUAGUCUGAGUUUGGGCGUGGAACGCGAAUUCCGUGUUCGCCGGAUCGUCGCCCAGGACGAAGAUGGGGAAGGUGGAGCUACAGUGGCGAAUGGCGAUCCCGACCAAAACGCUAGCUCGCCUUCAAAAAAAGCAAAAUCCUCCAAGGCCUCCACUGCGCGUGCAGAUGCUCAAGGGCAAAUCUCUAUCCACCUCCCACACAACUCACUUCUGAUAAUGCAUGCUGAGAUGCAAGAGGAGUGGAAGCAUGCCAUAGCUCCUGCUCAAACUAUCUCUCCACAUCCCAUCGCAGGCAACCGUCGCAUCAAUGUCACUUAUCGCUGGUAUCGUGAUAUUCUUCAUCCUCGAUAUACGCCGCGGUGUCAAUGUGGAACACAUGCAAUUCUACGAUGCUCACAGCGCAAGCAAGAAAGCCGUGGGAGGUAUAUGUGGAUGUGUUACGCGGGAACCACGCCUGGGAAACAAGGUUGCACAUUCUUCCAGUGGGCGGAAUUCGAUGAUGACGGCGAUCCAGUGUGGGAUCAUAAGCAGCACCGAGAUGCAGCACCGGUCUUGGCAAAUUUUUCGACGUCACAGUCAUCACAAUAG
Molecule: messenger RNA, 1461 nt
Organism: Penicillium longicatenatum
Lineage: Eukaryota; Fungi; Ascomycota; Eurotiomycetes; Eurotiales; Aspergillaceae
Product: putative CUE domain protein
Exons: 1
Coding region: 1-1461 (486 amino acids)
Biological process (GO): DNA alkylation repair; DNA repair
Cellular component (GO): nucleus
Molecular function (GO): ubiquitin binding; zinc ion binding; dioxygenase activity
Source: RefSeq, a predicted model, not a curated record